GUCAUCUUCUGAACGGGAUGGUAUCAGAAGGAGAAGCUGUUGAUAGAAGUAUAGUUCGCCGUGUUCUAUGGUUAAGUGACGGAUUCGUGGAUAGAGGUAGAAUGGCUUUGGAACGUGUUGAAGGAGGUUCG
Messenger RNA from Funneliformis caledonium, 131 nucleotides. NCBI's taxonomy places the organism in Eukaryota, Fungi, Glomeromycota, Glomeromycetes, Glomerales, Glomeraceae. The record is from the annotation of a GenBank genome assembly.